This is a messenger RNA of Pan troglodytes (chimpanzee), 1156 nucleotides long. RefSeq names its product gem nuclear organelle associated protein 7 (gene GEMIN7). Gene Ontology annotation, molecular function: RNA binding. The record is from RefSeq and is a predicted model, not a curated record. Gene Ontology annotation, biological process: spliceosomal snRNP assembly. Bases 353 to 748 code for a protein of 131 amino acids. The transcript is spliced from 3 exons. Gene Ontology annotation, cellular component: SMN-Sm protein complex. NCBI's taxonomy places the organism in Eukaryota, Metazoa, Chordata, Mammalia, Primates, Hominidae.
CCAACUCGCAGGCAGGAAGAUCGGUCCCAAGUGCCCCGCAAAGCCGCGGGCCAGGUGGCGACCCGGGCUGUGCUGGCUUCCAAGCCUGCGAGCCAGCCCGCGACCACGUGGGGCAGUGGCGGCGGCGCGGGCGGAACCCAGGCUCCGCGGCUUGCGGCCUGCCCGGGCCUCUGCAGCGGGGGCGCCGGCGGAAGUGGGGACACCAGUAGACGCGGACCUCGGUCUGGCGGCUUCUCUGUUGACAACUCAGCUGGUUCCACACCCUGGCAAUUGUGAAGAGUUGGGCAAAUGUUUGUCCACUGAGCUGAUCUCUUCUCUGGAGCACCGAGGCCACCAGGAGGGAGCCAAGACAAUGCAAACUCCAGUGAACAUUCCCGUGCCUGUGCUCCGGCUGCCCCGGGGCCCUGAUGGCUUCUGCCGUGGCUUUGCCCCUGACGGACGCAGAGCCCCCUUGAGGCCAGAGGUUCCUGAAAUCCAGGAGUGUCCCAUAGCUCAAGAAUCCCUGGAAUCCCAGGAGCAGCGGGCACGAGCCGCCCUUCGGGAGCGUUACCUCCGCAGCCUGCUGGCCAUGGUGGGUCAUCAGGUGAGCUUCACGUUGCACGAGGGUGUGCGUGUGGCCGCCCACUUUGGAGCCACCGACCUGGAUGUGGCCAACUUCUACGUGUCACAGCUGCAGACUCCCAUAGGUGUGCAAGCAGAGGCGCUACUCCGAUGUAGUGACAUUAUUUCAUAUACCUUCAAGCCAUAAAGAUAUUGUGUUCACUUUUCUGCUUGAGGCUAAGGGACUGUAUCCCAGGCCUCCCAAUGUUCCCGAGCCAGGAACUCUGGGCACCAUGGAGUUAUGAGCUCCCUUGGAAUUUUGAGCCAAGCCUUAAGCAAGUCUGGACUCCUGAGACCUCCUGGGUCUAGUCAGUAAAACUCUGCAACUCUAGGAAUUCUAAGAUCCCAUUGGAAGGAAUGCUCUACCUCACAGAACUCUGAACCCUACAGAAAUACGGGCCUGCUGCCAUUUCCUGAAGACCGGGGCAUCGGGGUGGGGUGAUAAAGGAUACAACCUGCACAGGGGGAAGUUAUUAAAGAGGCUGCAAAGUCCAGCCACCCUGAAGAUACUCCCCAGUGCUCCCCUCCUGCUAAAGAACCAGUUACCCCAGGAAAA